AUGCCUAUGGUCUCCCUGGCUAGCUUUCCUGGAUCCGGUAAUACUUGGACAAGACAUCUGCUUGAACAACUCACAGGCAUACAGACUGGAACUAUAUUCGAGGGCGUGGUUGCAGAUACAUUCUCGGGGGAGAGCAUUUGUCCAACCAACAACAGUGUGUUCUUGGUUAAAACCCAUAAAAUCGGGGCCAUAGCGGGAAGGGUUAGGAAAUUCUGUCCAACGCAUCAGACUCUGCAAUUUGAAAAGGCGGUUUAUAUAUUACGGAACCCAUUCAACGCUUUCUUUUCUACGUACAACUUGGUGCGGGUGGGGAAGACGGGAUCAGUCAGUAUGGACUCCAUUAAGAACGACGCACAUUUUGAGAAUUUCGCGACAAGUCGGGCAAGAUCCUGGAGUGAUCACGUGAUGUAUUGGCUCAAGGAUUUCAAAGAACCGGUGCACGUGCUCGUGUAUGAACGAUUGAAGACGGAUGUACUUUGGGAAAUGUUCAAGCUGUAUGAGUUUCUUGACGUUCCGGUGACGUUACGUUCAUUGUGGUUGAAGGGUGAAGAGUGA
Messenger RNA from Mya arenaria, 555 nucleotides. Its product is annotated as WSCD family member GA21586-like. Bases 1 to 555 code for a protein of 184 amino acids. Gene Ontology annotation, molecular function: sulfotransferase activity. The record is from RefSeq and is a predicted model, not a curated record. The transcript has 5 exons. NCBI's taxonomy places the organism in Eukaryota, Metazoa, Mollusca, Bivalvia, Myida, Myidae.